Molecule: messenger RNA, 3898 nt
Organism: Acanthaster planci (crown-of-thorns starfish)
Lineage: Eukaryota; Metazoa; Echinodermata; Asteroidea; Valvatida; Acanthasteridae
Product: serum paraoxonase/arylesterase 2-like
Source: RefSeq, a predicted model, not a curated record
GAGGCUUGAUUGUUAUAAUAAGUGACACUGUUAAAGGUUACUAAUACCUGUUUACCCACGAAGUCUUCUUUGAGUUUAUUGCCGAAUUAACAUGUUUUUAUAAGCAAAAGUAUACGUAAAUUAUAUUUUCUGACAACGAUUGCGGGUGAAUACUAAAAUAAGAUGACGCUGUCAUCUAAGAAUAAGGCACAAGAAGUUUAACUACCUCAAAAUAUUAAAGUACCGAUUAUUAAAGAGAAAUGCUGGAAUGUUUGACGUAUACCUCUGCAAUAAAGUUUCGCAAUUUAUGUUGGCUAAAAGAUAAAUGAGUGGCUAUAGAUACGUUUUAGUGGUGCUAGGAAAGAAGUAUGCAUGAAGACUUGACCUACCUCAUUAAGUGCACUUGAAUCUCCUUAUGGGUCUACUGAACAAAUGAUCUCAUCGAGUUUAAAUUAUUGAUUUAACAGAGAAAUAAACGAGACCUCUAGUGAGUUACAGUAGAUAUCAACCACGUGGGCAUUAUGUAUACUUGAAGCAGGUAGCUUUCAAAAAUGGAGCAAAGAAGUAUUAAAAUGUGUAAACUGCCUCAGGUGUGUCGUCAUCUCCACUUCUUCUGUCAUGUCGGGGUUGAAAGCGAGGCAAGAAUUUCAUCUUGUCUUGUUGGUUGGGUAACAUGUCAGGACCAUAAAUUAUCCAGCACAACGUCGAGAAUGCCUCAGAUUUGCUUGAUCCUGCUUACAUGGUCUUGUAAUCGAUCUCCCGAUAGUUGAAGUGUCCUAUGUCUUGGCGUUCCAUCUCUUAGGUGUCGAAGAACAUGGUUAAGGCAUCCGUUCUGUUCAUUGUUGUUGUUAAGGGCUCUGUACAUGAUUCCCGCCAUAAAUCUGAUCUCGUGUAUUUACAUGUAUUGCAAUGUUACACCACAGGGCCUCUCGUUUCAAGUAGUGCCUUGUCUUCACGUAACCUCACUUUCAGGUCGCGUUUGGUGUAUUAAAGCAGCCGCCAUGUGCUUUAGUCAUGAAUAUUCAAUUUAAUGCUCACGUACUUGCGCACUAGAACUGGAAGAAUGCAGCCAGGGGUCACAACUAUACUUCAUGUGGCUGACGCACAGUUGAGAUACACGAUCAAGGUUGAACUUUCACGUAAAUUACAGAUCACUGAUUCCAAAGGGCACUCCUGAUCACAAUACAUACUACCGCAUACAUUACUUCCGACACAUUUUGCCUCGGUAAGUACAAUGUACAGUUCCAUCAUUGAUGAUCCACAAUAAACUCCGAGGUAUCCACACCUUUUAACUUUUACCAAUCAACAUGGCGGGUUUCAUCGUCAAGGCAGUCUUGUUCGUCAUAGGUGUGGUUCUGCUUCAACGGCUGCUGAGACUAGCAAUCAUCAUGGGAGUACACAGACACAUGUUCAAUCACACACCAGGUCCCUGUCACAUUGUCCCCGGAAUAGAUGUUGGCUCCGAAGAUAUAACAACACUGUCCAAUGGCAUCGCCUUCAUCACAUCGGGCGUGGCCCUCACUGAGGCUCAUAUAAACUCCAUCCAAGGCCGUAUUUACAUAUUUGACUUUAACAAACCGGACGACGCCGUGAAGGAAGUAAAGAUCACGGGGAGCUCCUUCAACAAGACGGCCAUGAAACCACUUGGAACAAGCGCCUGGGAGGACCCCAACACUGGAAAAGUCACCGUGUUUGUGGUCAACAAACAACUACACCCAAGAACACCGUCGGUUGAAUUGUUUGAUUACGACCACAAUUCUAAAACGCUGCACCAUCGAAAGACGGUUAUAGACGACAAUAUUUUUGCACCCAAUGAUGUGAUAGCUACAAGUGCCGACACGUUUUACGCCACCAACGAUCUUCGCCUUGAUCGCUUUCGGCUUCUGGAGGUCGCUCUAACCCUACCGACGGGAACAGUGGCUUACUACGACGGUUCCAAGGCCGAGCAAGUAGCCAGUGGGUUCGCCGUAGCCAACGGUAUCAACCGAUCACCAGAUGGAAGGUUCAUCUAUGUCUCUGGUUUACUGGAUGGCGAAAUCAGUGUUUAUGAGAGAAACGUGAACGACCCUCGCGGUUCAUUGGAGUUCCGAAAGAAAAUCUACAUGCACACGUCAGUUGACAACAUCAACGUUGACAGUAAAGGAGACUUGUGGCUGGGAUGCCACUACCUGCCCUAUAAACUCGAUGUAAUGACCGGAGAUAGGUGGGUGGGAACCACUCAGGUCUUAUGGGUGCGCUUCGAUGCAGAACUGAACCCCGAGAUCCGAGAGGUACUCGCCGACGACGGCACACUGCUCAAAGGCUCCAGUGUGGCCAGUGUCUACGGUCAGAAAAUGCUGGUCGGAACAGUUGGCAAUCAGAUGAUGAUGUGUGAUCUCCUAGCGUCAUGUGAAUUAGAACGAAGACCGGACCUGCAUUACUUGCUGUUAUGUGUGUAUUUAAGCAGUCAACCGUCGCCGGUUACACGUAUACGAGGUGGAGUCGUCACUUGGCCAGAUACUGUGCAAUUGUGCCAUUGCAAAACCUCAGUCGACAGGAACACAUUCACGAUGGCGGGGACUUUGGGAAAAGCAACACUUGUGCUCAUGCUGGUCGUAUGCGUGCGGUACACCGUCAAACUCGCGACGAUGCUGGGCGUGCACAGACACGUGUUCAACCACACACCAGGGCCAUGCCGUCUGGUACCUGGAAUUGAAUUUGGGUCAGAGGACAUCACUGUUACAUCAAAAGGAAUCGCUUUCAUUUCGUCCGGUCUGAAGUAUACCCCAGCCGAAUGGGAGAUGGAAGAUGAAAUCAAGACCCGAAUUUUUACUUUUGAUUUCAACUAUCCGGACCGGAAUGUAAGCGAGGUUAACAUCCGAGGAGAGUCGUUUGACAAGGAGGGCGCCAACUACGUUGGCUUAAGUAUUUUGGAGGACGAGGCGACAGGUAAAGUAACACUGUAUGCAACAAACCGCGGGAAGAAAAGGUCAUCAAUUGAGUUAUUUGAAUACAAGCAGGACACUAACACGCUGAUGCACGUUGAGACGGUUACCAGCGACAAUAUAUACAGUCCAAACGAUGUCGUGGCAGUUGGUGAAAGGCGUUUCUACGUCACAAAUGACUUCAAAUUCAGAAGUUUUCUGGAAGUAUUUUCUCCAAUACCAACCGGGACAGUGGCUUACUAUGACGGCGAAAAGGCUCGAAUAGUGGCUACGGGCUUUACAAUGGCUAACGGAAUCAACCAAUCACCAGACGGGAAGUAUGUCUACGUGGCAGGAGCCUUUGACAGUCAAGUCAACAUUUUCGAAAGAAAGGAGAGUGGUCAUCUAAUGUUUUUUAAGAAAAUUGACAUGCACACUGUCGUAGAUAACAUCGAAGUGGAGAGAGCCACUGGUGCCCUGUGGCUUGGUUGCCACUUUCAGCCCUACAGAUUAUUCAUGGGAGACGAAACCGACCGCAACAAAGGACCUUCGCAGGUUCUAAAAAUGAGCUUGGACGAAGAGCUUAACGCGGACGUGAGAGAAGUGUUAAUUGAUGACGGCGAGCUUCUGAGAGGUUCCAGUGUGGCUUGCCCAUACGGUCAGCAAAUGCUGGUUGGAACUAUAAAGAACAAAAUGUUACACUGUCAGUUAAAGGCUUACUGAGGUCCAAUCUGCUAAGCAGGAAAGUCUUUUUCUGUCAGGGUACCACAACAUUUUUAUUUCGUCGCAAUUUUGUGUGACCAUGUGCACAUUUAUUGAGUGAAAGGCUGUUUUAAUAGAAUUACAAUUAAGAAGAGUACUAAUAAGACAGAAGUACAUGUAUAUGCUGCGCUGUUGGUCACAGUCUGCUGGUACCGUAGCCACAGACAUGCGUUCAUGCAUGGUCGAGUUCGGGUGGUCCGUUCUUGACACGGACGCGUGUUCUCGCGCUCGAACGGCGGGAACACUUCCCAAGA